AUGGGUGUCAUUCGUAAAAAGACCGUCACCCGGGGUGAGGGAGGUGUAAAAUAUGUUUGCGACGUUUGCUCAUCAGAUAUCACAUCCACGGUUCGCAUUAGGUGUGCAGACCAAGCAUGCUCCGAUUUCGAUUUGUGCGUCUCCUGCUUCGCCAAAGGAGAGUCUCGCAAUGCUCACGAUCCGGCCACGCAUGAAUUCCGGGUAAUUGAACAGAAUUCAUUCCCCAUCUUUGAGCGCGAAUGGGGCGCCGACGAAGAACUACUCUUGCUGGAAGGCGCCGAGAUAUAUGGCCUUGGAUCAUGGGCCGACAUCGCAGACCACAUCGGCGGCUUUCGAGAGAGGGACGAGGUUCGCGACCACUAUCUCGAGACCUAUGUUGACUCGCCCAAUUUCCCUCUGCCGAAGAGAUGCAGGCCGCAAGAUUGCGAACUAGCCAAUGAAAUUUCCCGAGAGGAAUUCCAAGCCCAAAAGAAGAGAAGAAUUGAAGACCGGCGAGAAAAGUCCAAGAGCGCACCUGCUCUGCAACCGAAAACCAAGCCGACUGCCAGUGUACCAAGCUGUCACGAAAUCCAAGGCUUUAUGCCCGGCCGUCUCGAGUUUGAAACCGAAUAUGCGAACGAGGCAGAAGAGGCGGUGCAGCACAUGCAGUUCGACCCGGGUGAUGGCGUGAACCCACGGACUGGGGAGCUUGAGCCAGAAAUGGAGCUCAAACUCACUGUGAUGGAGAUUUAUAAUUGCCGAUUGACCCAACGUGUGGAACGAAAAAAGGUCAUAUUCGAACACGACUUGUUAGAGUAUAGAGAAAACACCAAGAUUGAGAAAAAGCGGUCAAAGGACGAGAAGGACAUGCUGCAAAAAGCCAAACCAUUCGCGAGGAUAAUGAAUCACAAGGAUUUCGAAGAUUUCAAUCAAGGCAUUGUCGACGAGCAGAACCUUCGACAAGCUAUUGCACAGCUGCAAGAGUGGCGUAAUCUGAAGAUUGGGGACUUGCGGAGUGGAGAAAAGUAUGAGUCUGAGAAGGCUGCACGAAUACAGAAGGCCAUCCCCCUGGGUUCCAUGGACAGAGAAAGACUUGCCACCAGUCAGCGAUCGAAACAACAACCCGCGCCCGAUCCGCCCAGCGGCGCCUCCCUUCUCGUUGCCCCGGAACUCGCCAUUCGCCCAGCGCAAACCAAUGGUGAGAGCGUCGGUGACAACGGUAAACCACUCGCCAAUGGCCACACCACGAAUGGAGUGAAUGGUGUGAAUGGGGUCAACGGCCACGCCUCAAGUAGAACCAAAUAUGCACCACAGCCGAUUUCCGGGGUUCAGCCUCUGCAACUGAACCAAGAUACUGCCGCGGACCUGCACCUAUUGACACCUGACGAGGCCAAGCUGUGUGAAAUUGUUCGAUUACAGCCUAAGCCCUACUUGAUGAUCAAAGAGCAGAUUCUGAAGGAAGCGCUGAAAACUAACGGAACGCUGAAGAAGAAGCAAGCCAAGGAAAUCUGCAGAUUAGAUUCACAGAAGGGGGCUAGGAUAUUUGACUUUUUCAUCAAUGCUGGAUGGCUGGGUAAGGCGUAA
Molecule: messenger RNA, 1563 nt
Organism: Pochonia chlamydosporia 170
Lineage: Eukaryota; Fungi; Ascomycota; Sordariomycetes; Hypocreales; Clavicipitaceae
Product: SAGA complex component
Exons: 2
Coding region: 1-1563 (520 amino acids)
Biological process (GO): chromatin remodeling; regulation of transcription by RNA polymerase II
Cellular component (GO): nucleus; SAGA-type complex
Molecular function (GO): protein binding; chromatin binding; zinc ion binding
Source: RefSeq, a predicted model, not a curated record